Messenger RNA from Nicotiana tabacum (common tobacco), 2450 nucleotides. The record is from RefSeq and is a predicted model, not a curated record. Lineage: Eukaryota; Viridiplantae; Streptophyta; Magnoliopsida; Solanales; Solanaceae.
GAGAAAAAGAAAAGAAAAAAAGACACUGCGUAAACCAAGGCUACGUAAUACUCUCUCUGGAACAAGCCAGAAAAAGGAAGGGGAAAAAAGAAGCGGCUUGAAUAUUAACACAAUAACUUGAAGAAUAAAAAACCAAAGCAAAAGCUUCAAUGCCUGUCAAAAGGGAGGAGGACUCUUGCUCAACGCAGCUAAUAGAUGGGAACGGUGAAUUCAACGCGAAGGGUCUCGACAACUUCACCAGCACUGUCAAACUUACUCGGUGCGGUCUCUCUUAUGCUGUUGUUGCUAUUAUGGGACCGCAGAGUAGCGGGAAAAGUACCUUGUUAAAUCACUUAUUCUAUACCAAUUUCAGGGAGAUGGAUGCUUUCAGAGGAAGGAGUCAGACAACCAAGGGAAUUUGGAUAGCAAAGGCUAUUGGUAUUGAGCCGUUGACCAUUGUCAUGGAUUUGGAGGGUACUGAUGGAAGAGAGAGGGGUGAGGACGAUACAACAUUCGAGAAACAAAGUGCGUUGUUUGCUUUGGCUGUUGCAGAUGUCGUACUAAUAAACAUGUGGUGCCAUGAUAUUGGCAGGGAGCAGGCUGCCAAUAAACCUCUUCUCAAAACAGUAUUUCAGGUCAUGAUGCGUUUGUUUAGUCCACGCAAAACUACCCUUCUUUUUGUUAUACGUGAUAAAACGAAGACUCCACUAGAAUAUCUUGAGCCUAUUCUGAGGGAGGAUAUCCAGAAGAUAUGGGAUGGAGUUCGAAAGCCUCAAGCACACAAGGACACCCCCCUCAGUGAAUUUUUCAAUGUAGAAGUCACUGCCCUACCCAGUUACGAGGAGAAGGAAGAGCAGUUUAAAAAUCAGGUUGCCCAACUUAGGCAGCAGUUUUUCCACUCUAUCUCUCCAGGAGGCCUGGCUGGUGAUAGGCGGGGUGUUGUUCCUGCCUCUGGUUUUUCUUACAGUGCACAGCAAAUAUGGAAGGUUAUCAAAGAAAACAAGGACCUCGACUUGCCUGCUCACAAGGUCAUGGUGGCAACUGUGCGUUGUGAAGAAAUUGCAAAUGAGAAGUUCGGUAGCUUGAUGAUAAAUGAGGACUGGCGAGCUCUCGAGCAUGAAGUGCAUGAGGAUGCGGUUCGAAAUUUUGGAAGACGACUGAGCUCCAUCUUAGAUGACUUUCUGUCAGAAUAUGAUGCUGAGUCUGUCUUCUUUGAAGAAAAUGUGAGAAGUUUAAAACGUCAACAGUUUCUAUCGAAAGCUUUGCAAUUGGUCCAUCCUGCUUUCAUUUCACAGUUGGGGCAUCUACGUGAUAAAUCGCUUGAAGCAUUUAAGACUCAGCUGGAACAAUCAUUACGCAGAGGAGAAGCAUUUGCUGCAUCUGUUCGUAAAUGUGCCGACUCUACUAUAAUUGAAUUUGAUAAAGGAUGUUCAGAUGCCGCCGUAAGACAUGCUAAUUGGGAUGCUUCAAAAGUUCGUGACAAACUUCAUCGUGAUAUUGAGGCCCAUGCAUCCUCUGUUCGUAAUGAUAAGUUGUCCAAUCUGAAGGCUACUUAUGAGAAACAAAUCACAGCUGCACUUGCUGAACCCAUAGAAUCCCUUUUUGAGGUUGGGGGGAGUGACACAUGGGCUUCAAUAAGAAAGCUUCUAAAACGCGAGACUGAUGUGGCCAUAUCGUGCUUCUCCCCGGCUCUUUCCGGCUUUGAGUUGGACCAGGAUACAUUUGACAGAAUGAUGCAAAAUCUGAAGGACUACGCUAGAAGUGUUGUAGAGAAGAAAGCAAGAGAAGAAGCUGGAAAAGUUUUGAUGCGAAUGAAGGAUAGGUUUAAUACUGUGUUCAGCCAUGAUAGUGACUCAAUGCCAAGGCUUUGGACAGGGAAGGAGGACAUUAAAUCAAUAACAAAGGAGUCCCGCUCUGAGUCUCUGAAGCUUUUAUCCGUAGUGGCUGCCAUACGGUUGGAUGAAAAACCAGACAGAAUAGAAAGCAUACUUUUUUCUAGACUCUUGGAAGGGACAUUUUCAAUUCGGGAUAGGGAUCGUGGAGAUUCUGGUGAUCCUCUUGCCUCAAGCUCAUGGGAAGAGGUUUCACGAGAGAACACAUUGCUCACACCAGUGCAGUGCAAAUCGUUGUGGAGGCAAUUCAUGGCAGAAACAGAGUAUACUGUUACUCAAGCUAUUUCAGCACAGGAAGCAUACAGGCAAAGCAAUAAUUUGUUACCUCCUGCCUGGGCUAUAAUGGCUAUGAUUAUACUCGGUUUCAACGAAUUCAUGCUUCUUUUAAGAAAUCCGCUCUACCUCUUGGUGCUUUUUGUUGUAUAUUUGUUAGGGAAAGCUCUGUGGGUACAAAUGAACAUUCCUGGGGAGUUCCGAAAUGGCAUUGUGAGUAAAAUAGCUGUUCCUUGUUUUCAUUUAUGGCUUUACUCUUUUCCUGAGCUUAAGAUAGGUUGUUUGAACUAACUGAUUCCUUGUCUG